Molecule: messenger RNA, 1254 nt
Organism: Peronospora matthiolae
Lineage: Eukaryota; Oomycota; Peronosporomycetes; Peronosporales; Peronosporaceae
Source: the annotation of a GenBank genome assembly
AUGAUCGACCUCGAGCUUCAGCGCAUCUCGCAUAUUGCCGACCAGAAGGAGAAGACUGGAGCGUUCAAGACGUUAUUAGACAACCAUCUGCAGGACGUGACCAGUCUCAAGACUAUCGUAACGCAUUUGCUGGGAGAAGAUGUGCCGCUCGUGAUCUCCCGUGCUGUGAUCACGCACUUGGCAUCGGUCGUUGGUGCCAUUGAUGUGGAGGCGCAUUCGUGGAAGCUCGAGUUCAUCUGUUUCUGCCUUACGAAGAUCAAGUCCCGCGUUCUGUCGUUCGAGGAGCCGGAUGUGCUGUUUCGCGAGUCGCUUGCGGCCAUGUACAUGGAUGAAGAAGAGUACAUUGAAGCUGCCAAGGCGCUGGCUGCCAUUAAUCUCGAGAGCUCGACCCGUCAGUACACGGACGUGGAGAAAAUUGAAAAGUACGUCAAGAUUGCGGAAUUGUAUCUACAGGAAGACGAGACCGUGGAUGCUGAGAACUUUAUCAAUCGCGCGUCGCGCUUCAUUCAUAACGUGGACGAUUGGGCGCUUCGUCUGCGCUUUCAGGUCUCGUAUGCGCGGAUUCUCGACUCGAAGCGCAAGUUCCUUGAUGCAGCGCUACGUUAUUAUGAGUUCUCGCAGUCCAAGCCGGACGAGGUGGACCCAGACGAUUUGUUGGAGCUCUUGAGCAAAGCUGUCACUUGCGCGAUUUUGGCUCCUGCUGGUCCGCAGCGAUCACGUCUUCUCGGCACGCUGUACAAAGACGAACGCGUGAAAAACAGUGAACACGUGGCAAUUCUGGAGAAAAUGUACAUGGAGCAGUUGAUCCGUCGACCAGAGCUUGUGCAGUUUGAACAAAGUUUGCUGCCGCACCAGAAAGCAGUGUUGCCGAACGGCUUCACGGUGCUCGAGAAUGCCUUCCUCGAGCACAAUCUGCUGGCUGCUAGUCGUGUUUACAGCAGCAUAUCGCUUGAAGAGCUGGGAAAACUGCUUGAGAUUGAACCGGUGAACGCUGAGCGCGUUGCAGCCACAAUGCUUGGUGAAGACCGCAUGAAAGGCAGCAUUGAUCAGCAGCUGGGAUUUCUGGAGUUCGAGAACACGGAAGACGGGGUCUUUGCUGCUUUUGAUACUCGGAUCAGCUCCGUGUGCUUCAACGUCAACCAGUGCGCUGAACAGAUUGAGCAGCAGUACCCAGACCUCGUGCGUCCACUUCUCGCUUCAACGUCAACGAGUGCACCAAGUUGUAACGGCAUCCCGACGUCGUGUGCAUACUAA